Sphaerodactylus townsendi is the source of this 6917-nucleotide messenger RNA. It is a transcript of the gene CAMKV, whose product is annotated as CaM kinase like vesicle associated. Gene Ontology annotation, molecular function: calcium/calmodulin-dependent protein kinase activity; ATP binding; calmodulin binding. Gene Ontology annotation, biological process: peptidyl-serine phosphorylation. Lineage: Eukaryota; Metazoa; Chordata; Lepidosauria; Squamata; Sphaerodactylidae. The transcript is spliced from 11 exons. The coding region runs from base 359 to 1654 and encodes 431 amino acids. Gene Ontology annotation, cellular component: intracellular anatomical structure. The record is from RefSeq and is a predicted model, not a curated record.
UCAGUUUCAUCCUUUGUAACUUUCCCACUUGGAACUCAACUGAGAUGCUCAACUUGCGAGGAGCCGCGGAGCACCGAGCGCUCUCGGCUCCAGCUUCAGCCGACGGGAUCCUAAAGGCGGAUUGCUACGCAGCAAUUUCCCUCGCAGCCCGUUAGCCACCCAAACGCCGGAAACAACCGGAGCGUCUACCGAAGCGUCCGGAUCGCCCUCGGGAAGGCACGAGCGCCGCACGGAGAGGGCGAAAAGUCAUACACACGCCCCCCCCCCACCCCCGAGGUGUUCGAGGAAAACCCCCCGAGGCUCCCACACCACUGAUCUCUUCCAGCGGUCGGGGCAGAUCUGCAGUACUGGGUUGGCAAUGCCGUUUGGAUGUGUUACCCUGGGAGAUAAAAAAGAUUACAACCAGCCCUCUGAAGUGACUGACAGAUAUGACCUGGGGCAGGUCAUCAAAACAGAAGAGUUCUGUGAGAUAUUCCGUGCGAAGGAGAAGUCAACAGGGAAGCUCUAUACAUGCAAGAAGUUUCUGAAAAGGGAUGGGCGCAAAGUACGGAAGGCCGCCAAGAAUGAGAUCAUCAUCCUGAAAAUGGUGAAACACCCCAAUAUUCUGCAGCUGGUGGAUGUGUAUGUCACCAAGAAAGAGUACUUCCUCUUCUUAGAGCUAGCCACUGGCCGGGAGGUAUUUGAUUGGAUCUUGGACCAAGGUUACUACUCAGAGCGUGACACCAGUAAUGUCAUCCGGCAGGUGCUGGAGGCUGUGGCAUACCUGCAUACGCUCAAGAUUGUACAUAGGAACCUCAAGUUAGAGAAUUUGGUAUAUUAUAACCGACUAAAGAACUCCAAGAUUGUAAUCAGCGACUUUCACUUGGCCAAGCUGGAGAAUGGACUCAUCAAGGAACCCUGUGGAACUCCCGAGUAUCUUGCUCCUGAGGUGGUAGGGCGCCAACGAUAUGGGCGGCCUGUAGACUGCUGGGCUCUUGGUGUCAUCAUGUACAUCCUUUUGUCAGGGAACCCACCCUUCUAUGAGGAGAUGGAUGAAGAUGAUUAUGAGAACCAUGACAAAAACCUGUUCCGUAAGAUCCUGGCUGGUGACUAUGAGUUUGAUCCUCCAUACUGGGACGAUAUCUCCCAAGCAGCCAAGGAUCUGGUAGCCCGUCUGAUGGAGGUGGACCAAGACCAGAGAAUUACAGCAGAGGAAGCUAUUUCUCAUGAAUGGAUUUCUGGCAAUGCUGCUUCAGACAAGAACAUAAAGGAUGGAGUGUGUGCCCAGAUUGAGAAAAAUUUUGCAAGGGCAAAAUGGAAGAAAGCUGUUCGAGUGACUACAAUGAUGAAGAGACUUCGAGCAUCAGAGCACACAGAUGGAGCCAAGCCAGCCACUUCCACUGCUGCAACAACAGACAGUCCUGCCACAACAGAGACCACCAAUGCCCCACAGGCUAAAGCUGAAGCAGAUGGCACAGCGCCAACCACUACCACUGAAGCAGUGCCAGCAACAACAGCAGUGGCUCCAGAUCCUGCGGCAGCAAGCUCAGAAACAACGCCAGAAACUCCCGCAGAAACUCCAGCAACAACAUUGUCAGCGCCAACUACGUGUAAUGGGGAAGAAACCACUACCCCUAGUGCCACCCCAGAGUCCCAUCAUGAGGAGACUGGCUGAGUCAGGGGAGUAGGGCAAGGGUGGGAUUGCACCUCUUUGUUAUAUCUCUCUUUGUAAAUAAUCACUGGCAUGGUACCCCAGUCUCUCCUGGCUUCCUAAACAACCCCUCUGCGUGUGGCUGUCAGUCUGUCUGACUUUACAUGUCUCCAGCUAGAUUCCGGCAGAGCUUCUGUUUUUUAAUGUGACAGAGUCCAGAAUGGCCCAGAUAGGCCCAAGUGAACAAACGGUUCUGGAGACCCAGCCCAUUGCAUGAAAUUCUAUCUCUGUGUUGCUUUCCUUUUCUUUGUCAUGUUUGGUAACCUUUGUUAAAUUUCUUUUCUUACUUCUAGCGGUCCAGGGCAUUCUCUAUCAGUCACUCCUUCACUUGCUACCCAGCUUUCUCAAUCUGGCAGCUUCACAAGAUACUGAAGAUCUAUGAUCAGAACUCCAGAUAUCUUUUCUUUAAAAAUAAACAACAAGGGCCUAAAUCAGAGCUAUGGUGUCAGUGUAGGGGAGUGACCCUUUCCUACAUGGAUUUCCCAAGAAAACACCUUCUGAAGGGAGGAUUAAACACCCAUGGCUCUGCCACAAAGAAUUCAAAUUGGGGUCACCACUGCAGAUGCUUUUAAAGAAAAUUAGAGAUACUUGGUCAUCCAAUCAUGGAUCUUUAUCAGUUGCCUUCUGAACCUAGUUGUGAGGAGUUAGGGCAACCAGAUCAGACAUAAGAGCCAUACCCUUCAGUUGAUUACUCUGCUAUACCCUGGAGGUAGGGAGAAUGGAGGGUCAAAGGAGGGGUUGGGACACAGAGACAGGUCCAGGUAAGGCCUUAUUGGGUGAGAAAGAGCUCCACACUCUGCCAUAUUAGAGCUGCCACAUUAGACAUACUCAUACAGGACACAAGUGGAAUCCAUGUGCUUGGGUGCAGGUGAGUUCUUCCAUAACAACUUACCUCCAUGUCAGUCAUAUGGUUAUGUGUGUACAAAAAUAUGUACGUCUGUUUGUGCUGCCACACAAGGGUCAAUUUAUGGACACAGCUGAGGUGUGCUGUUCCUGUGCUUGUCUACAUGGAUACAAUCCUGUCUGGAAAACUAACUUUCCUCACUCAAUUGGCUGCCUUGCAAGUUUAAAGGCAAAUGGGAGGUUGCAUUAUAUUUCAUGGUUUGCUAUCUUAUCCCAAUAAUUCAAGGUAGAUGAUCAUAUAUGGGAGAUCCAAGAGGGAGUUCUCGGUUACAAGGAGUUGUUAGUAGAAGUCAGUGCUCAAGAAGUAGUGAGGUUAUAUAUCAGCAAUAAAAAAUUUGCUUUGUAUGUAGAAGGUCCAGGCUGAAUCCCUGUCAUCUCCAGUUAAAAGAAUUAAGUAACAGGGUUGAGGUUAAGUAACCACAGGUUUAAGCAGCAGGGUGAAAGACAUAUGCCCAAGAUCCUGGAAAAUGAACACUACAGACCAUGAAAAAUGAUCUGUUUGAAUAAGUAUAGGGCAGUUUCAAAUGUGUGCUGAAGAGGCUAAAAGCUUCACUGAUUAUCAUUGAAGACAGAUAGAUCCUAACCCAAGACAAACUCUAUUGGUGAAGUCUACUGGUGGGCACAUUUGAAUGAAACUUCAUAACUGCAUUGUUUGAUUCAAACCGUGAGAGCAGAAGUGUGAGGGGUUUUUUUUAGGGGGGUGUUGAAACUAUAAAAAGUUGUGUUGAAUAGGAUGAGCAGAAGCAAAGGACAGAUCUCCUGUCCCUUUAUGUUAGCAGAAAGAAUCUCUGCAGCAGUUUCCACCUCUGAGUGACAGAAUGUACCAUUCAAAAUUGUUCAGGAUAACUAAAAAGUACACUGGUAAAAAAGAAAUAUGGCAUUUUCAGUAGGAUGGAUUUAAAUAGUGAGUUUGAAUGGCAACAGCAGCAAAAAGGGGUCACAAAAUCAGCAAGGUGGAGUGGAGACAGGAAGAGGAUGAGCAGUAAAAUGAUCUGCAGGAGUCAGCAGCUAUAAGAGAAGGAAACAAACUGGCACAGUAUAAAAAGAACACAACCUUCUACAUGCUGUGAACCAGAUCACAGGCCUUCCAAGAGCUGCAGUAGGCAAGCAGCUCAGGUACCAAAGGUGAAAGUAAAAGCACAUUCUCUUUCAUCCUGAAAGAUGCUCACUGUGUUCCAAAAGCCAGCGUUUUCAGCCUGUGUAAUAAACAAUGGAAUUCUCAUUCUGUCCUCAUUCUGUACUGCAAUUCCCCUGUCUGCAAAACAGAGAUGAAGAUGCCUCUCGACCUCACUUGUGAAGAUAACUUUGUUUUAUGCGCUGGAAAAUGUGAUAUUUCUAUGUUUCUUAGUUGAUAGGCUAGAAAAGACAUAUAUGGCCACACAUGAAACAUUAAUGACUAGCUUUUCAGCUACUUUGUGAGCAAAGAUGAAAACUACUGGGAGUGGGGAUAGAAACCUUGAGAGGUCAGAUCAACGAGAACAUUAUAAUAUAUGUAAUAUGAGAGCUAGUGGCUUGAUCCUAAGGUAUAUUUAUUCAGGAACUGCAGUAAGUUCAACAGGACUUACUAGGAAGUUCGCAUGCAUUGGAUAGUCAAAUGGUAGCAGACCCAAGUCUUGAAGCCUCAGUCAACACCAAACACCUGAAAAAUGGGGGGAGAUUUUAUUUGGAGCAAAAACCAUAGUAAAGGCCAUAUUCUCAUUCCAACACGAAGACAGUGAGACAGAAGCUACCAUCUUGUCUUUCGUAUUAAAAAAAAAAAACAUGGCCAGGUCCUCAUGUUUCUUUUGAUAUGCAAGAAUGUCGCCAUGGGGCUUACUGUGACCACUCUACAUGGCAAAUUCUUCUUGAAUGCCCCCUCGAUUGUGUUCAAACAAAAUCAGCUUUCAGCAUUUCCCCCCUUAACAUGGAUUUUACCAUAUAAAUGAAUCCAUCAUGAAAAUGUACUGCUAUGGAGGGUCUGGCUAUUUUCAUCAUGGCACAACAAUUCUAUUUUUGCAGUUUGCCACUGCGCAGUAAAAAAAAAAAAACCAGAACUAAGCAUGGAACUACUCACACAAGCAAUCACCAUGUGGUUGCUUUUCAAGCAGCAGUAGUCUGCUUUGACAGCACAUGUAAACAAGAUGUGUGGACUACUCUACAAAAGUCUGUAUCUUUCUGAUAAUGAGAGUAUUGUUAUGUCAAUUACUUGGACCUUCAUGGGCUAGCUACCUUCUCUCCCCACCCUCAUCACAGGAAAAAAAACCUGGCAUUUUUACUACAGUGACAGCAGCCCACUUCUGGGGCAAUAUUCUGCUCUGUAUUGCAACCUCCUAUUGGUCCAGCUGUGAGCAAAAAAAAGAGUCUGCUGAGACUGGCAGGGGUUGGUAUGAUGGAAAGAACAACCCCCAAGCCUAGAUAUCUUGUUCAUUUCCAUCUUACUGUAAUCACCCACUGUCAAGGGCUAGAAACAUUUGUUCCUGCUGAAAGCUGGUUCCUGAGCCCUCUUUCUGUGGGUGUCUGUCCAAAGAAGAAUGUAAGCCCAAGAGAAUGUAUACAGCCAACAUGGUUCUUUCUUGGUAACAGACAGCUUUGCUGUGUGAAAGAAAACUGUGGACUGGCGAUGUUCAAUGUGUGUGAUUCAUACAGUAAGUAGAUAUAUGCAAGAUUAAGGCAUCACUCUAACAAGAUUAGUGGUGUGACAAAGUGAAGACAUGAUUUGUAGUGUUUACACAUGCAUCUCUGCUUUGUAUACAAGUUCAUGUCUUGCAUUAUCACUACGUUGUGUACUUGUACAGCACAUUGUGUUACCAUAAAAAUGUUUCAUUAUGUCUUUUAGAAACAGCUCAGGGCAAACAUCAAGUUCUUGUAGCAUUGGGGUUUGUUCUAAGAUACUUUUGUUGACAGGGUUUCAAGAAGUGGAACUGUACUGUGCUAUCAGGCUGCAGAGGUGCCCCUUGUCCUUAGGUAGAGGGGACAGAACAGAAUAGGUUACACUAACAAUGCAAUCUUUAGAGUUACUCCAAUCUAAGCCCAUUCAUUUCAAUGGACUUAAACUGGAGUAUCUGUGCAUAAGAUUGCUCUGUUAAGAACCCCAGUUCUGGUCCAUUCUUGCCUCUAAUAAUCAAAAUUUUACAAAGAAUUGCACCAAAAAUUAUAUGCUUUCAAGUUGUCCUGUGUCUGACUAUUUUGAAGAUUCAAAUGGUAGAGUCAUUUAUUUCAGCUGCUGGUGAAAUACAAAGUCCUUGAAGGCUAAAAGGUUUCCUUUGUUUUUUCACCAAAUUCCCAUGUGGGUUUUUUCCUAUGUAAGGGUGUGAAUACUUUCUUCUCAAGGAGAUUCCAACAGUGCAAUCCUAUGAAAAAUCACUCCAGUAUAAAUCCAGGGAGUUAGACUGAACUACCUCUAUAAGUUACCACUGUAAAUUUCUCUCAAGGCAAGUUCCUGCUGAACAUUACAAUUUUAUUUUAUUUACUCAUUCAAAAAUGUACACCCCAUUCCAUCUAUCCUAAAUGGUGAACUGUGCUCAUUCAACCAUUAAGAACUGCUUUAAUAUCUCUUUGUGGAAUUUUAAAAUCUAGCUUUGGCUUAAACUGUACUUUAAAUGGAAGUUGUUGCUUCUUGAUAGACUGAUCAUAGAAAAAAAGCUACUUUCUACCAUGUGCAUGUGAUAGUAUGACAAUAGGUCAAGCAGAUGCACAGCUCACUUCAGAAACAGGCACAUAAGGCAAGCACAUCCGUUUCAGGAGCAUUUUAUCCUCAUAAUGGAGAGGUCUGUAGAACCCCGAUGUACAACUGCUCAGUAUAGCUCCCCUGAGAGGAGCCCAAGGUCAGACAUGACUUGGGAUGCCCUUUCCUUUGCCAACAGAGGGGCCUUGCCUUUUAACUACAUAAGCUGUAGACAUUAGUAGAUAUACCUUCCCCUCACCACUGCAUGUUAAUGCUAAGAAAAGCUGUUGAAUUUGUCCAUUGCACUCUAUUUAAACACAACCCCUCUGUCAGAAAAGUAAGGGGCAAUCCACAGCAUGAACCAUUAUCCCAUACACCUUCAAUUACUGGGCCUUGCUCUCUCAGCCAUAGCUUCCCACAGUGCACACCAGAGGAUGUCUGGCUUUGUCUAUGUGGCAGACCUUCUCUUAUGAGGCCUUUUCACCCACCUGCCUCCCUCAGUUCCUACCUUCAGCAUUUCUUUCCCCUUCUCCUUCCUCACAAGCAGCUGCAUGUUUGUAAGUUUGAGUUCAGUCGAUGAAACUGUUUUAUUUCAAUGACAGCCAACUAGCAAUUCCUGUGUAAUUGCCACACUGUAACACAUGGAAAAAAAAUAAAAUCCUUUCUAAGGAUAAACAGAGA